This is a messenger RNA of Mastomys coucha (southern multimammate mouse), 2579 nucleotides long. It is a transcript of the gene Tspan17, whose product is annotated as tetraspanin 17. Gene Ontology annotation, cellular component: membrane. The transcript is spliced from 9 exons. Bases 270 to 1235 code for a protein of 321 amino acids. The record is from RefSeq and is a predicted model, not a curated record. NCBI's taxonomy places the organism in Eukaryota, Metazoa, Chordata, Mammalia, Rodentia, Muridae. Gene Ontology annotation, biological process: protein localization to plasma membrane; protein maturation; regulation of vascular endothelial growth factor signaling pathway.
CGUGCUGGGGCGAGUGUGGACUGACACUGUGGGCGGGGCCGGAGCGCUGCCGGAGGGCGGGGUCGGAUGAGGGCACCGCACUCCGGGUGUGGCGGUCCGAGCGCCGGGGGCGGUGCCACAGCGGGCGGGGCAGCCGGUGAACUGAGUGGCUUUGACCAUGAAGCCGCAGCCACCGGGCUAGGCCCGGGGCUGCUCCAGGCCUGGGCGGCCUGCAGAGGGCUGGGCCGGCCCCCGGCUCCGGUUCCCGGGGCAGCAGGUGGCCGCUCACCAUGCCCGGCAAGCACCAGCAAUUCCAGGACCCUGAGGUCGGCUGCUGCGGGAAAUACUUCCUGUUUGGCUUCAACAUCGUCUUCUGGGUGCUGGGAGCCCUGUUCCUGGCCAUCGGCCUCUGGGCCUGGGGUGAGAAGGGCGUUCUCUCCAACAUCUCGGCGCUGACAGACCUGGGUGGUCUUGACCCCGUGUGGCUGUUUGUGGUGGUCGGGGGAGUCAUGUCAGUGCUGGGCUUCGCCGGCUGCAUUGGGGCCCUCCGGGAAAACACCUUCCUGCUCAAGUUUUUCUCUGUGUUCCUUGGCCUCAUCUUCUUCCUGGAGCUGGCGGCAGGGAUCCUGGCCUUCGUCUUCAAGGAUUGGAUCCGAGACCAACUUAAUCUCUUCAUCAACAACAAUGUCAAAGCCUACCGGGAUGAUAUUGACCUUCAGAACCUUAUCGACUUUGCUCAGGAAUAUUGGUCUUGCUGUGGAGCCCGAGGGCCCAAUGACUGGAACCUCAAUAUCUACUUCAACUGCACUGACUUGAACCCAAGCCGAGAGCGCUGUGGGGUGCCCUUUUCCUGCUGUGUUAGGGAUCCUGCGGAAGAUGUCCUCAAUACCCAGUGUGGCUAUGACAUCCGACUCAAACUGGAGCUUGAACAGCAGGGCUCCAUCUACACCAAAGGCUGUGUGGGCCAGUUUGAGAAGUGGCUGCAAGAUAACCUGAUUGUGGUGGCCGGGGUCUUGGUGGGGAUUGCCCUCCUCCAGAUAUUUGGCAUCUGCUUGGCCCAGAACCUCAUGAGUGACAUCAAGGCAGUGAAGGCCAACUGGAUCACCCAUGGUGAUGGCUACAAACGACUCAAUAAACAACACUUUGAAAAACAGUGGCUUAUGUUCACCGUCCUCGAAGGUUCUGUGGGCAGCCCAGCCUCUCCAGAGCUCUCCAGGGAGGAGGACCCUGGCCUGAAUCCCACCAAGGCCUCCUAGGUCUGGGGAGACUAUGCACUUGAGACAGCCUUUCAAACGGUUAUAUUGCCUUAAAGGUCACAUCUCCUGGCCCUCCUGAGCAAUGGCUGUCAGGGUCAUCUACAAUGGGACACAGAGGCACCUUGCCUGGUCUGUUCUAUGUACCUGACCCCUAGUAUCUGAGAAUCGACCUAUCCAACCUCUGUGAGUUAUUCCUGCCAUACACCUCAAGGCUGAUAUGUCUCUGCCUCAAGAAAGGUAUAAAGAUCUGAAAAAUGGGGUUCUGGAGGUCUAUGACCCAUAUUGUGGUUUUAAAGGCAUCAUGUAUCCACAAAAUACCCCCAUAUUCUGGUGUUCUACUGUUUACUGAAACCAAAUAGAGUCUGGGUCUCCAACCUUCCACGAUAGUAUAGUGAAGAGGGGGUACAGCUUGUGGGUCCUAGCUGUGCUGGAGUCUGAGGUGGGUGUCAGAAUGCCCAUGAGAGUGGCUGAGUGAUGGGAAGAGGGCAAGAGGAUUGUACUCAGGGAGUGCUUGGUAUCCCAUGAGGGAAAUCUGCUUUGAGGUGGGUCAAUGGUUGGCUCAAAAACGUCCAUGCCUGCAGUUCUCCAUUGCGGCCACCAGAGGGCACACGAGCACCACAUUCUCUGCUUACUGACUUUCCUUACAAAGUCACCUCAGUACCUUCCGGCUUCCCUGGGUGACUUGCAAACUUCUAAAGAAGCAAAGCAGCUCAGGCUUGGACAAUCUAGCUGCCCAAAAGGGUGGUAUGUGCCAAAUGACCCUUCCCUGAACUGGGCAAAUGGAGGGCUGGACUGGUUCAGAGGUUGCUGAUCUGGCGCGCUCUGUUCUCUCAGUGAGCUACAAGAGUAGUGAGAGAGAUCUGUUUUGCUUUGGUCUUUGCUGGUACUGGAGACCAGAUAGAAGAAGACAUGGUUUCUAUGAUGAGAUAUCUGUGUAAUCCGGGUGAGGCUUGGGAGGUAAGGGGAGCACGGUGGGAACUGUGUGGAGACAGGUCCUCACCCACGGGUGCUGACUGCUGUUCAGUUGUAGCUGAUUGCAGUGGUGCAGGAACACAGAGCUGACACCAGAAAUCUUAGAGAAGCUGGGAGUCUGCAGGCUGGUGGAAGACAGACAGAUUUUAACUCAACCUUGCAGGCAGCUGGAAGAGCCCUGGGUCCAGCUUCAGCUCCUGUCGGCACCGCUCACAGUGGCCCCCGGCUACUCCACUGUGUGGGGGUGCUGCGAGCUGGCUGGGCACCUGAUAGCCUUGUCCCCUGGCAUGGGCUGGGCAGAGCUCUGGAUGGCCCAGCCACGGUGGUUCGUACACUGCAAUAAAUACAGCUCAGAAAGAGUUACUUUUCUCA